Messenger RNA from Rhopilema esculentum, 1686 nucleotides. Lineage: Eukaryota; Metazoa; Cnidaria; Scyphozoa; Rhizostomeae; Rhizostomatidae. The record is from RefSeq and is a predicted model, not a curated record.
AUGACCAACGACAACGAAACUAAAGAGCUUUUCUACCAUUCGCUAGACAGCCUGCUCUCCGAGACCCCUGUUGCGGACAAGCUCAUCCUACUAGGAGACUUUAAUGCCAGAGUGGGAAAAGAACAUGAGACAUGGCCUCAAGCGCUAGGAAAGUUUGGAAAAGGGAAAAUGAACUCAAACGGCGAGCUGCUUCUAACAAAGUGUUCUGAACACGAUCUAGCCAUCACAAACACAUUCUUUAACUACUCAGACAAGUGGUAUCACUCCUGGAAGCAUCUAAGAUCUAAGCACCCUACUCUCUUGGAUUACAUCAUUACUAGGAUGUGUGAUCUGAAGGAUUUCUGCAGCACCAGAGCUAUGAGAGGAGCCGAGUGCACUACUGACCAUUUCAUGAUUCGGUCCAAGUGUCACAUUAAACCAAAACCUCCUUCUAUGAAGAAAAAACGGUCCAAACCCCCAAAGAAAAUGAACGUGAAAAAGUUGAAGGAACAAAGUGUAAAGGACCAACUUGUAACUGCGAUCAAUGAUAAUCUCCAAACACUAUUAACUGGUACCAGUGAUAAACAGUGGAGAGCCCUGAAGAAUGCAGUCUUUAGCGCUGCAUCAGAUGUCCUUGGCAAACCUACUAGGAAACAAACAGAUUGGUUUGAUGAAUCAAAUGAAGAAAUCAUGGAACUUGUCAACGAAAAGAAUUCGCUGUUCCACAGGACACUAGAUAAUAGAUGUACCAGAGGGACAAGAAACAAAUACAAGGACGUGAAAUCUGAACUUCAAAAGAAACUCCGACAAAUGAAAAAUGACUGCGUGCUCCAUGCAGAUGGUAUACCACCGGAGGUCUGGACAUAUGGCGGACCAGCACUGAGAAACCAACUGUUACAGCUUUUCUGCAACAUCUGGUCAACAACAGCAGAAGUUUCCCAGGAUUUCAAAGACGCGACCAUCUACAAAAGAAAAGGGGACCGUGCAGAAUGUGGAAACCACAGAGGAAUUUCACCACUAUCAGUUGCAGGAAAGAUACUGGCCAAAAUUCUGCAAUUUCGACUACAGACCCUUGCUAAAGACAUUCUUCCUGAGAGUCAGUGUGGAUUCAUAGCCAACCGAUCCACCCAAGAUAUGAUAUUCACACUGCGGCAACUACAAGAAAAGUGUGCUGAACAGCGUCAACCGCUCAUAGUCACCUUUGUUGAUUUCAGCAAAGCCUUUGACACGGUUCACAGAGAAACAUUGUGGAAGCUAUUGAGUCGCUAUGGUUGCCCAGAAACUUUCAUCAGAGUUUUACGGAGUUUCCACGACGGCAUGUCUGCCAACAUCUGCUGUGGUGAUGGAUGUUCAGACUCAUUUAGUGUCGGAUACGGCGUGAAACAAGGGUGUGUUCUUGCGUCAACUCUAUUCACUAUUUUCCUUGCUGCAGUCCUAAAGAGCAUGCCAGAAGAACUUGGUGAUAUCAGCAUCCGAACCAGAGGUGAAGGAGAUCUUUUCAACCUCAGGCGCCUCAAAGCAAAGAGUAAAACACGGGAAAAACUGAUUCGAAAGCUGCUUUUUGCAGAUGAUUCGGCUCUUGUAACUCACAGUCUUCAGGCAAUGCAAGCAUCAAAGCGAUUUGGACUAACGAUCAACACCAAGAAAACAGAAGUCCUAAUUCAAGACACCAAAACACAAAGCUUGACCCUCGUGAAGUGCUCCUGA